Aplysia californica (California sea hare) is the source of this 2723-nucleotide messenger RNA. RefSeq names its product E3 UFM1-protein ligase 1. The transcript has 16 exons. The coding region runs from base 16 to 2445 and encodes 809 amino acids. Gene Ontology annotation, biological process: protein K69-linked ufmylation; regulation of proteasomal ubiquitin-dependent protein catabolic process; response to endoplasmic reticulum stress. Gene Ontology annotation, cellular component: endoplasmic reticulum membrane. Gene Ontology annotation, molecular function: UFM1 ligase activity. The record is from RefSeq and is a predicted model, not a curated record. NCBI's taxonomy places the organism in Eukaryota, Metazoa, Mollusca, Gastropoda, Aplysiida, Aplysiidae.
UAAACCGGGAGCCCCAUGUUCACUUACUGUCUGACAGCAAAGAGAGUAGGCUCCCUUAGAUUGAAUGUUGACAACAUGGAAGAAGUCUGGAAACUUGCGGCGGAGUUUCAAGCGCUUCAAUUGUCUACUGCUAAGCAAAAAUUGUCUGAGAGAAAUGUGAUUGAGCUUGUUUCAAAGCUGGUCGACUUCCGGCUCAUAGAUGUCUUGUACACAGCUGACGGGAAAACUUACCUGACACAUCAGCAGUUGGGAAAGGAGAUCAAAGAUGAAUUGAUCAUCCGUGGUGGUCGCAUCAACCUGGUGGAGUUGCAGCAGCUGCUGAAUGUAGACUACAGCCACAUUGAGGCCAAGGUCAAUGACAUGGUCAAGCAUGACCAUCACCUGGUCUUGGUCCUGGGUCAGCUCAUUGACAGCUCGUACCGCACGCGGUUAUCAGAGGAGAUUAAUGACCUUCUGCAGGAGAAAGGUCAUGUGACCAUAAUUGAAUUGACGAAGACUCACGAUUUACCUGCAGAGUUUCUCCGAGAGGUGAUUGAGGAGAAUCUUGGAAAGAAGAUAAAGGGCCAGAUCGACAGCUAUGACAGGGAUGUCGUCUUCACCGAGGUCUUUGUGAGGAGAAAGAGAGCUGAAAUCCGUGGAGCCUUAUCCGCUGUGACAGUGCCCACUACCUUGGGACCAGUGAGGCAAGCUGUAGGCUGUCAGGAGCAUCUUUUCCACACUAUCCUGGAAGAGUUGCUUUCUAGUGGUCGGCUGGCAGGUGGUGUUAUGGGCAGUAGACAAGACAAGUCACAGUUCCUCCCAGAUAUCUACACCCGAGCACAGCACGAAUGGGUCGACUCCUUUUACAGACAGAAUGGUUAUCUAGAUUACGACGCAAUCGCCCGCCUGGGUAUCUCAGACCCAAAGAGCUAUGUGAAGAAACGGUUCAAGUCGGAGACAAUGGUGUUCCUGUCAUCCUGCUGUGUGGGUCCCGCCAUCUCAGAGCAGGUUCAGUACAGUUUGGACGAGGCUCUUGGUCUGGGCACGUAUGUGGAUGUGGCGUCGGUCCUGCCUUCAGUCCUGAGCAGGAAAGAUGUGUCAGAGCUGGUGACCAGCUGCCUCAAGUCAAGGUCCGGUGCCAUCGUGUGUGACAUGACCAUUGUGGCCAGCGAGUCACUAGUGGCUGACAGCGCUCUGCUCUUCUCUGACAUCAUGGCCCAGAAAGCAGAGAAGACCGUCUUGUCUCACCCGACCUUGAUCUCAGGGGAGGCAACAGGUGGUGCAGGAGACAAAUCCAACUCACACAAAGUAGCAGGUAUUGACGACGGAAGCUCGGCUCGGGAGGACAAGAAGGAACAGCGCAGGAAAAAGGCAGCAAGUGCUGGAACCACCAAGAAGGAAGGGACCGGGGGUCGUGAGGUCAAGAUGAAGUCCACCAAGAAGAAAGGUCGAGGUCGGGACAUUGACGACGGGUCGGAUGAGGACAUGGCUGCACCUGCUCAAGGCAGCAAAGGAAAGCAGCAGGAGUUACAGUUCCUGAGUGUAGCAGAAAUUACCAAGGUUCUGAGGGAGCAGGAAAGACUGAAGGACUGUCCGGAGGAGUUGUUGACGGAGGUUGCCUCACGGUUACACAGACCUCUCCAGAAACAGUACCAGGAAGUUGCUAAAUCCAUCUUUUUGAAGACGUCUGGAGCGGAGAAGAAGAAAACAGCUGGAGAAAUACAAGACAAGGUCAACGGCCUGUGGACCAAUGCCAGGCUAUUUGAGAAAGGACUCAAAUUGUUUGAAGAACCAGCACAAGGACAGCUGACCAAGCACUUGCUGAAGACUGUGGGUUCAGAUCUGGCCAACACUGUGGUCGUUGCCCUGGCCAGCGACAGUUUGCUCAAUGUGGCAAACAACGAAGAGGAGCAACUCACACCGGAGGCUCGGCUUCGACUGAUCGGACAAUUGCCCAAAGAGCUGCAGGAGGCGUUGAGUCGUCUGCACGGUCUGCUCAGCGGCCAGAGCCUGGAGGAUUUCUUCUCUCAGCUCGAGACGCUCUGCGGGCCCGCCCACUUGGGCAUCCUGCUGAAAAAACCUGACAAGAGAAAAGAAAGACAGCUGGUUUUCCAUCAUCGCCAAAGUCUGUCGGAGCAGCUGCGGGAGGAGACUGACCCCGCAAUGACCCUUCACCUCUGUGUGGUCGUCUUGUUCCAGACGGUGACCCAAUGCAUGCUUCACGCCCCGGGCCGCCUGGUCCCAACCAUCUUGCAGUUCCUGACCACACAUUUAGAGGCCGACAAACUAGAGGUUUUGACCCAGAUGCAAGACCUCGUAGUCCGACAUGCCAAGCUGAAGGCCGAUCCCGACGGAGAAAAUCUGCCCGAGUUCAAAGACGUGGCCAACUCCAUGACUGUUUUGUUAGGCAAGGUCAAGGACAUUGCCCUGAACACAAAGAAAACCACAAGCACAGCCGAUGAUUGAUGCGAUGAUAGUGCCCGAUUUAUAUGUCGUUGUCCAACAGGGAUUUAUUAUGGAAAGUUUAUGAUGUGACAAAACUGUCAAAUGAUACUUAGUGAUAAGGCAUUAUAACAGUUGUGCAAACAUGUGGAUACAUAGGCAGUUUUAUCAGAGGUCAAAAUGUUCUUAUCAGACAAAAAGAUAAAGAUUCUGCUUGUGUUGGUUUUGAAACUGAUCAAAACAGGGUUUUUUUAAUUUCACCAUGUAAUGGUAGGUUUUAAAAAAAUUGUUUUAUGGAAUAA